AUGGGAGAAGGUGAAGAGUGCGAAGCCGCAAACUACGUCCUCUAUCACUUUAAACUACCUCCUGAGGCCGUCACCUUCUGUACCAACCUGUUGGUGCACUUGGUGGACCUCAUCGGAACCGAUGAUCGAACACACACCAGGCCCGUAUUGAUGACAGUUGUAUCUGUCUCGGGGACAUGGAUUCUCACCGGUUGUCUUGCAAAUCAACACGGAUGA
Messenger RNA from Dibothriocephalus latus, 216 nucleotides. NCBI's taxonomy places the organism in Eukaryota, Metazoa, Platyhelminthes, Cestoda, Diphyllobothriidea, Diphyllobothriidae. The record is from the annotation of a GenBank genome assembly.